This is a messenger RNA of Coprinopsis cinerea okayama7#130, 369 nucleotides long. RefSeq lists its product as hypothetical. The transcript is spliced from 2 exons. The record is from RefSeq and is a predicted model, not a curated record. NCBI's taxonomy places the organism in Eukaryota, Fungi, Basidiomycota, Agaricomycetes, Agaricales, Psathyrellaceae. Bases 1 to 369 code for a protein of 122 amino acids.
AUGAUGACGGGAAAGGACUGCUCCGAUGGACACUACGGAAACUCUGAAGACCCCAUCCCUCUAUCGUCGAUCCAGCUUAAACCUCGACAUGCGACGUUGACAUCCGCCAUCCUCUCGUCCUACAUACGUGACGGUGCCAUCUCCCUGUCCCAGUCGGCACAAGAGUUGUUGGGGAUUUCUCGGUCGCAGGGUACCGGUGCGAAACGCAAGAGCGAAUGGUGGGACUCGCCUCUGCCGCCUCUCACCCCGACCUCCAACCUGGGUGAAACGGAGGCUGAACGGAAGCCGUUGGGUGUCGGUCUGGGUCUCUCGGAGAUCGUGCCCAUUCUUCGUGGAGGGCGCGUCGGGGAAGCCUGCUCCCCAGACUGA